GCAUCGUGGCGGAGACAGGAGGAAGGGGCACGGGGUGCGCGCGCGACGGGGCAGUCGCCUCUCCCUGUCGGAUCCUGCAGUAUCCAUGGCUACGUCGUCCGCGAGGAUUUCCCGCGAAAUACCGGAAGCGUGAUCGCACAGCGAGGCGACGACUGUCGCCCAGCUAUAGGGGCGGACAGAAAGAAAAAGAGGAAAAAAUAGAAAGAAAAGGAGAGAGAGAUAGAACAACGAGUAGCGGACGACGAAGCGGUGGCAAUAGCAGCGACAACAGCGACGUCAAUAAACGGCGAGGGUGCCGUCGAAAGCGGCACCCGGAUAGCGUCUCGGCAAUAUUUCGUCGGCGUCUUAUUCCCGCGAUCAUGCUAGAGACAAGGUGAUGACUUUCGCGACGCCUGCAAUGAUGUGACAAUAAAGAUACCUCCUCCUACUCUCUGCUAACUGGGGAUCCUCCCUAUUACACACAGUGCUUCCCAAUAACACACACGAUCCGAGGAUUACGCGCAAAAAAGCAACGCCAAACCGUCGGCCGUAGUCGGCGUCGUUGGAAAUCGGUGCCAAAAGUCGACACAGACAAGCCAUAAGAGCCAACCCCGCGAAAGUGUGUCAAAGAGGAAUUGAACGGAGAGUGGAACGGAGAGAUAUAAAAAGAGAAAAAUAGAGAAAAAGCGGGACAACAAGAAAGAGAUAUAUAGACAGGGAAUUAGACGGAUAUCCUGAAGAACGGGGUGAAAGAGGAAAGGAUACGUGAGGCCAGAAGCGUGUUAAGGCGUGUCGUGCCAGAAACACAAACGAGCAUCACGAGUACAGAGGGUGGUGUGGUGACGCAGAGUAGUAGUAGUGGAGGUGGUGGUGGUAGUGGUGGUGGUGGUGGUGGUGGUGGUGGCGACGGCGAAGCAAGGCAGGUGGCAGGAUCAAAGCCGGAAUAAGAACAGUUAGAAUGGGCAACAAGCUUUCCUGCAGUUGCGCACCCCUGAUUAGAUCAAAGACGUAUCGUUACGAGGACAGCCCAUGGCAGGCUGGUGCCAGGGGCGGAAUGGGCGGCGGCGGAGGACGCAGGGGUGAUACUGGCCACUUGCUCAGGCUGUGGGCCGAAGUGUUCCAUGUAAAUUCGAGCGGAGCUGGCACCGUCAAGUGGCAGCAGGUAUCCGAAGAUCUGGUCCCAGUAAACAUCACUUGCAUCCAGGAUUCACCGGAAUGCGUCUUCCAUAUUACCGCAUAUAACAGCCAGGUCGAUAAAAUCCUAGAUGUGCGGUUAGUCCAGCCAGGUACGCGCAUCGGCCAAGCAUCAGAGUGUUUCGUUUACUGGAAGGACACAGUGACAAAUGAUACAUGGGGGCUGAACUUUACGUCUCCCAUAGAUGCAAAGCAAUUCAGAGAAUGUUGCUCACCGUCGUUCAAGAUUUCAAGGAAAGCGUCCUCUUCUUACUCGUUGAAGCUCGAGCCACCGAACAAGCAGAAGAUCAAAACGCGCCGAAAGCCGCUGUCAACACCGGCCUCACCGAGUCGAUCCAGAGAACCUCAGUGCACCUGUAUGACACCGGAACAGUUUGCCAGGCUACGUAGCCAAGACCCCAGAUAUCGGAGCCCGUGCGGACCAUCCACGCUUCCACGGACCAUGGCGCGAUCUACGGAGAUGGAAAUGACGCCGGGACGAGACAAGAUAACAGCGGCCACAUCCAGUGCAUCUCUCUACGACAACGUCAACAAUCCUAGCGCGACACCCGGGAAAACACCAAAGACUGCUGAUUCGGCCAAACAGAAGGAUAAACAGAAUGAAACGUGUCAGACAACUCCAAAGACUGCCAACGUUGGAAUCGGAACUGUUACGGUGGGAUCACAGAUUGACAGUCCCGAUGAAAAAGGUUCUACGAUAUCGCCAAAGAAAUCACAAAAGCAAAGCCAGGAUUCGUCCACGCAACAAAACGGUACCGAAAUGCUCAAGUCAGAAGGCACUCAGGCCGGUGGUACUCUGCAGAGCAAGUUGCUACGCAAAGAACAGCUACAUCAUACCAAGUCAGCCGACUAUACCGAGUUAGAGAUGCAAAACGGUAACCUUUUCAACAUCGUCAAUAACAAUCAUGGUCAUAGGUCGAAGAGCAAGAGCACCGAUGACAUGCGGAUCGAAAACGCACAGAACGGCGGCAUCAGUUUGGAUCCGAACACUUUGAAGCGCAUGUUGAAGCCAAUGCCCAGCAUUGACAGUCCAGUGACGUCGCCGGAAAUGACGAGGAAACGUCAUAGUCAUCAUAGCUAUCACUACCAUCCAAGCAAUAACAAUCAGAAAUAUAUGAUGCAAGAGGUUGACAACGAGAAUUAUGCGCAUCCCUAUCGUGCGCCUUACAACAAUAAGUUUCAGGGAUCCAGAAGCGUCCACGAUAUGAGCCGGCAAUAUCCUGGCGGCAGAAGCAGGACGUACUUAGAUUCGGAACGUAAUCGGUGCACAGGUGACAUGUCGCCGCCUUCGGACAAUGUCAUCUUCGACAACCAAUGCUACGCUACCACGCCAAGUUCAUCGAACGGAAACUCUGACAUGGAGCAGCCGAAUCAUUGUAACUCCCGUCGUUGUAACGGCGGUCAGACAUAUCAGCAGCAGAAUAUGCAAUCGGUGUCGACUCCGGGCAGUCCAACUAGCCGGCUCCUUCUCGAGUAUGAGAUGCAUCUCAGGAAUACUCUGGCCAAGGGUAUGGACGCGGAAAGUUACAGCCUACGUACGUUUGAGGCUUUGCUCACGCAGAGCAUGGAAAACUUGGAAUUUGCAGAAAACAUACCGUUGAAUGUUCAGCGUACACCUCAUGUUUCACGAAGACGUUCCAAUUCCAAUAAAUCGUCCACUCUGCCACUAUCGUAUCGCUAUUGCAAUGAAAGACAAAAUAGCAAGGAUCGAGACGGCUAUUAUAGCGAUCGUAAUGAGAUGGUGAGAGAGAAGAGAGAGCGAGAUUCUGAUCGAGAUCGUGGCUAUCUCAGCGACUACAAUUCUAGAUGCGCCAGCUGCAUCGGGGAAUCCGCGCGUGCACAAUGGUUUCGGCAUUCUGACGGAUGGCAAUCCGGCAGCUCAACUCUCGGCUCUGGUGCUUCGAGUUCGAUAAAUCCAGGGUAUUCAGGAUACAAGAGAGAAUCACCCUGGGAUUCUCUUCCUUCUCUGAGACACGAGGGCAGCCUCAAUGACAGUGGUUAUAAAUCCAACCGAACUGAUUCUCUUGAACAAAGGGGUACUUUCGACAGACAGGACAGCGUCAGAUCCGAUUACAUGUCCGACCGGGAUGGCAGAUACGGAAUUGUUCAACAAGCCUCAUUGGAGAGCACCGACUCCAGGCUUUGCUACUUGACGUCUUCCGAGAUGUCAGACGACGAUAGGAUGUCACUCACUACUGCCGUCAGUGACGAUGACGACGGAGAGAGUGUCAUAAAUUCGCCCUAUCGUGGGAAGCAGACUGGCACAGCUGCGGCUUCUUUCAAUUGCACCGGUGCAGUUCGGAAAGCAGGAUUUCUCAGUGUAAAGAAAUGGCUACUGCGCAAAAAGCAUCAGAUCGAGCUAGCUAGGAAGAGAGGUUGGAAGGGUUAUUGGGUCUGCUUGAAGGGCACCACGCUUCUCUUUUACCCUUGCGAUUCCCAGGAGAGUAGGGCUAUGGAGGCAGCACCUAAACAUCUAAUUAUCGUUGAUGGUGCAAUUAUGCAACCAAUUCCCGAACAUCCGAAGAGAGAUUAUAUAUUUUGCCUCAGCACCGCGUUUGGGGAUGCCUAUCUAUUCCAGGCGCCGUGUCAAGUGGAGCUGGAAAAUUGGGUGAAUAGCAUUCAUUCGGCGUGUGCCGCCGCGUUCGCGCGUCAUCGUGGCAAGACCGGCACCCUACAUCUUUUGCAAGAGGAGAUCUUUCGUCUGGAGAAGGCGAUCGAGUCGGAUCACAAGAUGAAACACAUGGCGGAUCUCCAGCAAUCAGUGGUUUCCGACGUCGACACCAAGCAGCAAAUCAACAAUCAAAUAGUACAAUGGGAAGAGAAUCUGGAACGGCUCCAUUGCGAGCAAUUCCGUUUACGGUGCUAUAUGGCUAGUUUGCAGAGUGGCGAACUGCCUAAUCCGAAAAGUCUACUGACGCACGUAUCUCGCGCUACGAAGCAGACGUUGAACAAGCUAGGCGUCUUUACGGUAUCGUCCUUCCACGCGUUUAUCUGCGCGCGUAGUCCAUCCUUGCUGAAUAAUCUAUUAGCGGGUCGCGGAGCGACAAAAAGAAGACCGCCGCUGUUGUCGAGGUCGAACAGUGGCUCCAGCAGACGCUCGCUACAGAUCUCGUCCAGGGACGAGGAGAAGAGUGUCAAGGUGUCCGUGCCGGAAAAUCAGCUCGUGUCGGUGUUUCUGCGGGACGCUAUGACUGUGGAGGAAUUUUUGGCAAGCGCGUGUACCAGGAAGAAUCUUAAUCCGAUGGAGCACUUUGUGCGCGUGAAGAAGCGCCGAGAUAUGGAGGACCACAAUUAUUUUGUGCCACAUAGGACUGAUUUGAUAGAAACCUAUUUGCAUACGCACGAAAUUGUGGAAGUCUGUGCCAAGAUUUUAUAUCAAGUGGAAUUGCAAAGAAAUACUUUGGAGCAAAUGUGGGGCUUCUCCGUCGAGGCCGAGCUCAUAGAAAAUUCCGACAGACAGGAUGAGCUCUGUUGCUACGUUAGUAGAGUGGAAGACAAGAGCGUCGCCAUGCAAAAUGGAAUCAUUAAGGGUGAUGAGAUUAUGGUAAUCAACGGCGCCAUCGUGAGCGACCUGGAUAUGAUGUACUUGGAAAGCGUUCUACAAGAGGAGGUGGGUCUCUGCAUGAUGAUGCGAUCCUCCAGGACGGAGCCACCGGAUCUCACGGGUAUUAUGCGAGUCACCGACGAUAUAAUUGAGAGUCUAGUCUGCCCGCCGCCACCUACCGAUCCACCAGUCAUCAGCGAGGAAAUGAUUUCCGGUCUCAUUGUACCGGCACCCGGAUGGAGUAAAGAGAACAUUAUGCAGGAUUGCUCUGCCGCUCAUAUGGAGAACAGCAAACAGACUUCGCGCACCAAUUCCUUCGAGAUCGAAAAUCUUUUGAAGACUGCUGAACAAGUGACAGGAAUCUGUCGUUCGCCAGGAGAGACUAGAAAAUCGAGUCCCACCGGAAGCGUCGUCAGUUCCCACUCGCAAGCUCUCACACCGAGUCGGCAACUUAGCGAUGCUGAGAAGCUGAAGAAAGUGAUUUUAGAACUGAUUGAGACUGAACGAACUUACGUAAAGAAUUUAAAUAAUUUGCUGGAGAACUAUCUGGAACCCCUUAAACGCGAAACUUUCCUAUCGAACGCGGAGAUCAACGCGUUGUUUGGUAAUAUUCAGGAAAUCGUCACAUUUCAACGACAGUUCCUGCAGAAUCUCGAUCACGCCAUCGAGAUGGAGGCCGAUUUCAAUAGCUUUGACCAUCCGAGUCAAUUUAAGGGAGUCCUGUUUUCCAUUGGAAGUGCCUUCUUAUAUUACGUAAAUCACUUCAAGCUUUACAGCUCGUUUUGCGCUAGUCAUUCGAAGGCUCAGAAAGUUUUACAUCCAAACGAGGGAAAUCAAGCUUUACAAGAGUUCUUGCAAGCAAGAAAUCCUCGGCAGCAACACUCAUCGACCUUAGAAUCAUACUUGAUAAAACCUAUACAAAGAAUACUCAAGUAUCCGCUGCUGUUGCAGCAGCUUAGGAAUCUCACUGAUGAACGAAGCGAAGAACACCAACACUUGAUCGAGGCGCUCAAAGGUAUGGAAAAGGUGGCGGAGCACAUAAACGAGAUGCAAAGAAUUCACGAAGAGUACGGAGCUAUUUUCGAUCAUUUAUUCAGACAACACCAAAAAUCCUGCAAACAGCCGAUCGAUUUAAGUCCAGGCGAUCUUUUGUACUAUGGCGGUGUCGAGUGGCUCAAUAUUUCCGAUUUUCUCGGUAAAAUAAAGAAGGGUCUCGAGUUACACGCAAUGUGUUUCGUAUUUAAAUCGGCCGUCGUGUUCCUGUGUAAAGAAAGAUUGAGACAGAAGAAGAAACUUAUGGGAGUUUCGACCAAGGCUAACUCUAGCGAGGUAGAAAUCAUUCGUUAUCAGGUGCUGAUUCCAGUUACAGAAGUCCAGGUCAGAGCUAGCUCUGCCAAGGAUAUGGAGUCUCACUUCUUAUGGGAACUGAUUCAUCUAAGAAGUCAAUUACAAAGAAGAUCGGAGAAAGUAUACGUGCUCUCCAACAGUACAACGGAAUUCCGAAACGCGUUUUUGAAGACAAUCCGACAGAUCAUCCGAGAGUCCGUGAGGAAUAUGAGCAUACCCUCGACGAAACAGAAUAUGAGUCAUGCUCCAAUGUCGAUGGCGCCGCGUAUGUCGACCGGUCAUGUGGAAAAAUUUGACAAGCAGCAGAUUGGUCAAACUCAAAACGGAAAUGGCAGCAUCACGGGCACGCUCUCGAAGAAAGCGAUGAAGCAACAAUUACUGGCGAAUUCGCAUAAGCGCAAAUACAGUCAUUCCAAACAGCCGGUAGAACACGAGAGUUCGGAAGAUAAGGAUCAGGAGGAUGCGCCAGUCGUCCAGCAGCAAACCACGUUCCGCUCUAGGAGCAAAACUAUAAGUGACACUUCCAGCGAGAUAAAAGUCGAAAUGGAUUCGGGCACGAAGUCGGAAGGUGAAGAAGACUCGCAGGCUUUUUUAGGCGAGAAGAAGACAAAUCUCGGCCGGACACCUAAUCAUCUGACGCUGAGCACCACGUCGACUAUCUCGGCGGGAAGUACUGGCAGCCAAGCUAGAUUGAUCCAGUCUUCUCAUCAGCCCGAGAAUUAUCAGCCCAUUACCGUCAAGGAACUUGGUUCGCCGAUCUGGAAACCACGGGAGCUACCUUCCCUAGGGGAGGCCACCACAUUGCCGCGCAAGGGUAAGUCGGCCGGCGAGUUCGCGGACAUGAGCUCGAGCCAUAGCGCCUCCCGAAAAUCUCUGAUAGAAAUCAACAAUUGUGCUCAACAACCUAACUUUAAUAAUCAUGUUUAAGUUGAAUAAUAUCGAGGCUGACUCGCUAACGAGGUAAUAUCGUUAUAAGUUCCACCACAUCAUCAUUAAACACAACCAACAUCCAACCACUACUACCACUACCAUUAUCAAGCGUAAUACACAGAGAUAAUUGUCCGAUUAUUACGAUUGUCACGAUGUCGAUACGUGAAAGAUACGCGUCUGCCGUUCACGUGGAAUUUAUGAAAAAGAUUGCACUUUCUUCCUCCGCUCUCUUCCUCAUUUCGUCUUCCAGUAGGAAUCCGUAUGUACUUGCUUGCGUGUAUGUGAAUGUGUGUUUGUAUAAGACACAGCGAGAUGUUCAACCAGGCUUCUAUUUCUGAGGGAAAUUUAUAUAGAAUAGAGCUUGAAAAUAUUUUUUUGCUUUUGUAAACUAUAUCAUUACAUUUUUGUACAGAA
This is a messenger RNA of Camponotus floridanus (Florida carpenter ant), 7408 nucleotides long. It is a transcript of the gene sif, whose product is annotated as protein still life, isoform SIF type 1. Gene Ontology annotation, biological process: small GTPase-mediated signal transduction; activation of GTPase activity; positive regulation of axonogenesis. Gene Ontology annotation, molecular function: protein binding; guanyl-nucleotide exchange factor activity. The coding region runs from base 938 to 6991 and encodes 2017 amino acids. The transcript is spliced from 30 exons. Gene Ontology annotation, cellular component: synapse; membrane. NCBI's taxonomy places the organism in Eukaryota, Metazoa, Arthropoda, Insecta, Hymenoptera, Formicidae. The record is from RefSeq and is a predicted model, not a curated record.